Messenger RNA from Linum tenue, 1164 nucleotides. The record is from the annotation of a GenBank genome assembly. Lineage: Eukaryota; Viridiplantae; Streptophyta; Magnoliopsida; Malpighiales; Linaceae.
UCCCUCCCUCCCUUACACAAUCAACAAUGGCCGCCGCCACCAACCUUCUCACCUCAGUCUUCAUCCUCUAUCUGUCUUUCGCCUUUCAGUUGUUCCCCUCUGGGAAUAGCGAGCUCCAAUCGAGUUUUUAUGGAGAGAGCUGCCCUAGAGCUGAAGAGAUCAUCAAAGAAGAGGUGAUUAAGCUUUACAAUGAACAUGGCAACACCGCCGUUUCUUGGCUUCGCAACCUCUUCCACGACUGUGUCGUCAAGUCGUGCGAUGCAUCGCUACUGCUAGAAACGGUAAACGGAAUCAAAUCGGAGAAGGACACCAGCCGAAGCUUCGGGAUGAGGAAUUUCAAGUACGUCGCCACCAUCAAGCGCGCCCUCGAGUCCCACUGCCCAUCCACCGUCUCCUGCGCCGACAUCGUCGCUCUCUCUGCCCGCGACGGGAUUGUCAUGCUGGGCGGCCCGAGAGUGGAGCUGAAAACGGGGCGCAGAGACAGCAAGCAGAGCUACGCUUCGGAUGUGGAGAGCUCCAUCCCCAACCACAACGACUCCAUCUCGGCCGUCCUCUCCCGUUUCGGGUCCAUGGGCCUCGACACCGAGUCCACGGUCGCUCUCCUCGGGGCCCACUCCGUCGGCCGGGUCCACUGCGUCAAUCUGGUGGGCCGGCUCUACCCGACCGUCGACCCGACUCUCGACCCGGAAUACGCCGGGUACCUCAAGGCCCGGUGCCCGACCCCGGACCCGGACCCGAAGUCCGUGCUCUACUCGAGAAACGACCGCGAGACCCCGAUGAUUCUGGACAACAUGUACUACAAGAACGUGCUGGAGCACAAGGGGUUGCUUUCGGUGGACCAGCAGCUGGCUUCCGACCCUCGCACGGCGCCGUUUGUGGAGAGGAUGGCUGGCGACAACGGCUAUUUCCACCAGCAGUUUGCCAGGGCGGUGGUGGUAUUGUCGGAGAACAACCCGCUCACUGGGCCGGAGGGGGAGGUUAGGAAGGAUUGUCGUUACGUUAAUAGCAACUAAACGGGCGGGCUUGAAGUGAAGUCCAUAUAUUUAUGGGCCUAAGGCCUUGUAAUGAGUAAUGACAGUUGGAUCGAUCUUUGAGUUGAAAGUGCUUUCGAAAUAAUAUGAUGCAUAUGUUACUGUAAGUAUUGGGCGCGUGCUCUAAUAGACC